AUGGAAACCCUACUUGGAACGACAAGUUUCUCUUCCGGGUUUCGCCGGAAUUCGUCAACAGCCCCACUGCCGCUUUUUGAAGUCGAGAUUUACACCGUCGGCCGGCGUCACAUAUUCAAGGAUUCCCUUGUUGGCCCCACCAGAUGCCUUGUCAGUAACCUUUUUGGAAACAUAAUCACCCCGGUCCAUACUCACCGUCCAUCGGGAAACUUCGACGGGAUCUUGAAUGUUGCAGCUUCACUUGGUGCGGAUUCGGGUAUGUUUGGUGGAUCUUCAGCCGUUAGUUUUCAUGAAUUGUUGGAUAAAACUAAAACUCAAGUUGAAGCUGAGGAGGGCAACAAGAGUUUGUUUCAGAGAUUGAGGGUGGUUAGAUCGUCGCCCUCAUUGUUUCCCAUGUCAGCGAAAACAACUCCGUUGAAUGAACCAAAGGAAGCCGCGACGAUGGGGACAGUGAAAUCGGAUUCGGCGUUGCCUUCGAUGUUGGAUUAUGAGCCUGAACAGCUAUAA
Oldenlandia corymbosa var. corymbosa is the source of this 507-nucleotide messenger RNA. NCBI's taxonomy places the organism in Eukaryota, Viridiplantae, Streptophyta, Magnoliopsida, Gentianales, Rubiaceae. The record is from the annotation of a GenBank genome assembly.